AUGGACAAGGGGAGGAGGUGCGAUUGGCUGUCCCAUGCAAAAGAUCAGCCCUGGUCUGCAAUACAAAACCAGGCGGACUGCACUCGCCAGUUUACAAAAGACUAGCUGAGAGGAGUGCACGAGUCCAUCACACACCCCGAACACCCAAGCUGCGGGCGCUGUCUCUACUGGCAAAGGGACGUCAAGUAACGCAGACCACUCGCUCUUUAUUCGCUCUGCGUAGAGGCUUUCAACACAUUCACUGCUUCCGAAAGCUCCCGUCUGCUGAAAUCAUUAUAGGGAAAACUUGUACUUCUAUUUUUAACAUCUCAGGAAUGGCUGAGCUUUACUACUUACUAGUGUUGGUAUUUGGUUUCAGCUAUCCUUGUUUUGGAUCCCGUGUUUUGCUGAAACCCGAUUUUGCCAAAAUAAGAAAUGCGGAUGGGACUGAAAGUGCGCCGAACACCCGAAAACCCUUCAGCGACCUGUCCUCUUACAACUCGGCAUCUGAACACAUGGCGAUGCUCUACACCAAGUACAACUCGGCAGACUUCACCUUCAGGGAUGGCAAUACGGUUCGCAGUUUUACAGCCCACUGGGGCACUAUGAAUAAUAAAGUACUUUUGAUAUUUAAUCUGACUUCUCUUACACAGUCUGAAGAAAUUCUUUCAGCCACAUUACAUUAUUGCAUAGGACACCAAAAUAGCAAUACCCAGGAGUGCAGGCCACCCAAAUUCUGUGCUUACCAAAGAGGCCGACACCAAAUCCCUGUUCGCUUGGACCUUUGGAGCUUUGAUUCUAGCCGUAAUCACUCCAGGAAUAUGGGAAACUUCUUUAUUAAUGUCACUUCUGGCAAUUGCAAAUCUGUACCAUGGCAAUGGAGGGACAUCACUUUCAUUAUAAAUGAAGCCAAACGAAAGAGUGAACUUUUGAUUGGCAUUGACAUUUCUUUACAAGGAUUAAAUCAGCGCAAAAAGGUGUUUUCUCAUCCCUUUCCCUACAUCCUGGUAUAUGCAAAUGACUCUGACAUUUCAGAGGCAGAGAAUGUUGUUUCUUCAAUCCAAAACAGUGAAGGACCUCUCCCACCUGGUCUUCACAGGCUGGAAGUCCACCAGCAGUCUGACCCUUCUCAACGGAGGAUAAAACGUUCCACUAAUGUUCUUCUGCCUCUGCAGAAUAAUGAGUUGCCUGGUGCAGAAUAUCAGUACACUGAGGCUCAAGCCUGGAGAGAAAGGAACCCUUAUAAAACCCUGGAAGCCCGGCCAACAGAGAAGCAAAAAAACAAAAAAAAGCAACGAAAAAGUAAUCGGCACAAAGUACAGAUGCUUCAGUUUGAUGAGAAAACUUUGAAAAAGGCGCGGCGAAAGCAAUGGAAUGAGCCCAGGAAUUGUGCACGGAGAUACCUGAAGGUAGAUUUCGCUGACAUUGGCUGGAGUGAGUGGAUUAUUUCACCGAAAUCAUUUGAUGCGUACUAUUGCUCUGGAUCCUGCCAAUUCCCCAUGCCAAAGUCCCUAAAGCCAUCAAACCAUGCCACCAUUCAGAGCAUCGUGAGAGCCGUGGGUGUUGUUUCUGGAAUACCUGAACCCUGCUGCGUGCCUGAAAGGAUGUCAUCUCUCAGCAUAUUGUUCUUUGACGAAAACAAAAACGUUGUCCUCAAGGUCUAUCCCAACAUGACUGUGGAGUCCUGCGCUUGCAGAUAACACAUCGAAGAGAAGUAUUUACUUGGCCUAAUCUCAGUCCAGUUUGGAAGUUUCCCCUUCUUUGCACUGGAAGUGAUUUUUUUUGAAAUGCAAGAUGAAGAGAUCCAGUUUUUGCAGGUUUAAGUGGUAUAAAGCACCGCGUUUUUCAAUUGUUAUCAUUCUUGGGUGCUUCUCAUGAAAGUUUUUGAGAGAGGAAAUAAUGAACAGCUGCUUGACUCUGAAUGAUAUCCUCUAAUUAUUUUAAAGGCCAAUCUUUUAAAAUGUGUUCUAUAAAACAGACUAAUCAUACACCAGUGCUGAAUGCAAAGCAAUAUCCAUAUAUACACACAUUAAUAUAAAAUCAUCCUAAAGCUCAUGAAGGCCAGCUCUCUUUUGGAUCCAAAGCAGACAUGUGAGGGUCUAAUGAACUGCAGCUGGUUGACUCUUUGUUUUUUUUUAUUUGUUAAUAAUGAAGGUGUUCUAUAUAUUGUACAGUGUAACCAUAAAAACAGUAUAAAAGUAUUGUGUAUUUUCCAUUAAGACCCUGAGGGCCUUAAUUUAUAGUUCUUAAUUACACUUUAAACAUUUUUUUUUUUUGGUGCCAGUGUUUCAUAUUUUAUAAGCGUUAAAAUAUAAUCUAUCAUUUACAUUUCAUUGAAAUCAGGAACAUCUUUUCUAAUGCAUAGAGUAUUUUAAACUAUUUAUGGCUGCUAUACAGGUAAAAUAAGUACCAAAAUAGUUAAAAACAAGAGAUCAUAAUUUUGCUUGGUUCCAAAUAAGAUGCAAUACUGUGACAGGUAUGUGCGAUUUCUUGUAAUUUCAGUGUUCAUGACUUGUCUCUGCUUUGUAUCUAUGGUAAAGAUGGAGGUCCCACAGGCAGGUAGUAAGUUCAAGCUCUUGCAUUCUUGGCUGUAUGUUCACAGUGAAGCACACAUGCAGGCAUUUCAUACCAGAAUAAUACUCCGUAAGAUCCCACUUGGUACAACAAAUGUACCAAAUCAUCCUUUCGUUUUUUACUUGCAAUUUUUCCUAAGUACUCUAUCUAAAAUGAGCAGCAACAGACUUCACUUUCUGCUAAUCAUGAUAGCCGAGCACUACUUUUUUGCCUUUUCUAUCGGUCACUUUGCCAAAAACAGAGGGAGCAAAGUUCAGUAAAGGAGGAUGGCUGUUGAUCCUCACGCUCAUCCUCAUAUACUAUUGUCAAAUGUUGAACUCUCAGAAAAAAAAAUCCAUUUAACUACCUAGUGAUAUCUUGUCACAUCCAGGAUCCCAAACAAAACACCAGACCUCCCUAACAGUAAAAACAACUACCGCAUAUACUGACGUUUAAGUUCUCCUGCAGAUAAGUUGGGGCUUGAUUUUACCAUAUAAUUUCUGGAAUUUUAUAAUGUUGGUUGUAUAAAUUGAAUGCGGAAAACUCACACUAUUGGUCCAAGAGAUUAUGAUAUGCUAACUCCCACCUGAGAGAGUAACCACGGAGAACACUGCCUUUUUUUUCUAUGUAUUGUGCCUACGUGACCACACGGUAAUACCCAAACUAUUCCAGAGCGACGUUUGCACUGUUUUGUGUGUUUUUGUAUCUCACACCCUCAUACACCUUUAUGGUAAGAUUACCUAUUAUCUACGAUGGAGCGUUCGAUCAGAAGAAAAUAUGAAGCUGGUUUUAACUUAAAAGUUGUUGAAGUGGCGAAAGAAAUUGGUAACUGCGCUGCUGCAAUAAAAUUCGAUGCAUCUGAGAAACUGGUGCGAGACUGGAGAAGGCAAGAAGAUGUUAAAAAAAAAUUAAGUGUCAUAUAUUUGAACAGGCAUAUAAGUCAGGGUCUGAUUUUAUGAUCGAUUUUUCAGGUUUCAAGACCCGACUGAUACGCGAGUAUAUACGGUAUGUGGUUUCCUGUUUUAUCCAUUUUACUUCCUUCUGUGAUAAGCUUAAUAUUAGUGAGGCUUCGAUUAUGCUCAGUAUAUUUAAAUUUAAUGGUUAUGUCAAAAUGUUAUAUUUAAAGGCCCACAAUCAAUCAGCACCAUCUCAAGAUAUUUUUUUCAAAUUAUAUAAGAAAAAGAAGAACAGUGCAAUACCAGAUAAUACAGAACAUUGUAAACACAUUCAAAUGAAGAACCCUGGAACGAAGCUAGAAAUGCUCAGAAACAGAGGAAGAAAUUAACUGAACACAAAUUCAAAUGCAGUACAUAAAGUGCCUGCACACGUUUCUAGCUGUAAUGCAUUGAUCGACAUAAUUAAAGCACAUGUCAUUUGCAUACGUGAAUACACAAAUUAACAAAGUUUAAAAGAGCAACUGCAAUUUAAUUACUGUAAACAAAACAUUAUAAUACAAUGGACAAUUGAGAUAUUACUAGUUAAGAACAAGGGAGAGGAAAACUAAACUCUUUGAAAAGCAUCUCUGAAGGAAAUAAACCUCUGGGUAGUCCAC
Messenger RNA from Erpetoichthys calabaricus (reedfish), 4084 nucleotides. It is a transcript of the gene bmp3, whose product is annotated as bone morphogenetic protein 3. The transcript has 3 exons. Gene Ontology annotation, cellular component: extracellular region. The record is from RefSeq and is a predicted model, not a curated record. NCBI's taxonomy places the organism in Eukaryota, Metazoa, Chordata, Cladistia, Polypteriformes, Polypteridae. Bases 315 to 1679 code for a protein of 454 amino acids. Gene Ontology annotation, biological process: osteoblast differentiation; BMP signaling pathway; SMAD protein signal transduction. Gene Ontology annotation, molecular function: growth factor activity; cytokine activity.